This is a messenger RNA of Moneuplotes crassus, 719 nucleotides long. The record is from the annotation of a GenBank genome assembly. Lineage: Eukaryota; Ciliophora; Spirotrichea; Euplotida; Euplotidae.
UCAUUGUCUUUACUAUUUUAACAGAGUUCUAAAAAGUGCUAGUUUGCUUCUGUUUCUUUGGAACUCCAUGAUCACAGGCCAUUCAAUAUAAUGAAUUUGCUUAACUUUUGAAAUAACUUCAUCAUUCUGUGUAUUGAUUAGGAAAAAUCUCUGGGAUGCAGAGCUUCCCCUUCUGUUUUCCUUCAUCUCACUGGACUUUGAGGUCAAUUUCAUCAAAGGCCAUGCUCUGAUUUUUCUGGUCAAUAUUCUUCAGAUUUUGGAUAACCAUUCCCAUGCACCUUACAUGGUAUGAGAAUUGCUCUUACAUUCUCUUGUCUGAUCAUUCUCCAGAAAUCUUUAAUUGCAUUUGAUUUAGACUCUUAACAGACAAUGAAACCAUCUCUUUCGUCUAAGCAUUCAGAAAUAUAGUUGGCAUUAAUGUAUCAGUUCUCUCCAUCAUGCUAAGCUGUAUCUGAGAUCACAGCUGUGCUCUUGUAUGGAAGUAUAUAAUAGUAUCUGUUGAGGUGAGAAAUAGUUCCCUUCUCAAGGGAAAUGAGUGGCCUUUAAUGCUCACCAGCCAUAGAGAUGAGGCUCAGCAUUGCUAGUUUAUGUCUUAGCUUCUCUUCAUUUUUCUUUAAAUUUUCAAAGAGACUAAGAGGUUUGCCAGCUUCUUAUUCUGCUACUUCCUCACCUUCAAGAUAUUUAUCUAGCAUGCACUCUGGGCCAUAAUUCAUUUUUAA